Molecule: messenger RNA, 351 nt
Organism: Nicotiana tabacum (common tobacco)
Lineage: Eukaryota; Viridiplantae; Streptophyta; Magnoliopsida; Solanales; Solanaceae
Source: RefSeq, a predicted model, not a curated record
AUGGAGUUCGAUUUAAGGGAAAAGUUUGCCCAAGUUGGGGCCUUUAUUGCUCUAAACAAUGUGGCCAUGCAUGACCAUGCGCCUGAUAAUUGGAUGAAUCCUGUAUUGCCAACCAUCAAGUUUUGUGAACAAGAGAACAAUGUGAAGCCAAUUAUCGCACCCAAAACGAAAGAGAUUAAUUGGCUUUUCUUGCUUUUGGGUCAGUUUCUUGGGUGUUGUACCCUUGAACAGCUCAAGUAUUUCUGCAAGCAUAACAAGAAUCACAGGACUGGUGCUAAGGAUCGUGUUCUUUAUCUCACGUACCUGACUCUUUGCAGACAGCUUGAUUCUACUGGCCCAUUUGAUCGCUAA